Molecule: messenger RNA, 3236 nt
Organism: Naegleria gruberi
Lineage: Eukaryota; Heterolobosea; Eutetramitea; Acrasida; Naegleriidae
Product: penicillin amidase domain-containing protein
Exons: 1
Coding region: 1-3219 (1072 amino acids)
Biological process (GO): antibiotic biosynthetic process
Molecular function (GO): hydrolase activity, acting on carbon-nitrogen (but not peptide) bonds, in linear amides
Source: RefSeq, a predicted model, not a curated record
AUGGCCAACAAUCGAUCAUCACCCUCUUCCGUUGUCAUUUGGUGGGUGGUAGCAAUAGCCAUCUCUUCCGUUCUCUUCUUUGUUCCACUCAUUUACUUGAUUGCCACAAUUCCCCAUCUCAUUGCAAUUUGUAAUUCACUCUUUGCCUUUGUAGUACUCUCACUUGUUGGUUUCUUCUUGAUUUUGGCAGUGUGGGUUGGAAUAAUGAUCAGAGAUAUGAAUAAGAAUGUUGUCAACAAGACUACAAAGAGGAGUGUAUUGGAGGAGGAGGUGGAUGAAGGUCGCUUGAAUGAUUAUCAGAGAACCUUUGGAAAUCAGGCUAGAUUGUUGAAUGGUGGUGGCGAUGAUGAAAUGUCGGGAGAGGAAUAUGAUGAUGAUGAUGAAGAAUCAUUGAUUCAACAACAACAGGGAAAUAACGAAUUAGUAAUGGAGGAAUCGAAUAGAGCUGCCAAUUUGAUUGAAGAAACUCGUAGAAAUCAACAAUACAAACAAACUACAGAGUAUAUUGUACAGUUUUUGAGAGUUGGCUCCUUUUUGAUUUUCAUUGUACUUUUAAUUGGAUUGUUACUGUUUUCUAUUUGGAUUGGAACAACAAAGAGUAGAGCAGAAGGUCUUCUUCGUGGAUCCAUGUCAAUUAAUGAGAUUGUGACAAGAGCCAAUGCUGGAGAUGUUUCCUAUAAGGAAGCUCAACCAUACAUUCAGAAAUUUUUGGAACAAUUAGGUCAGUCUACUGUCAAGGUUGAAAGAGAUUCAAAUGAUGUAAUUCACAUCACUGCCCCAAAUGAGUAUACACUCUAUUUCACUCAAGGUUUUGUUCAUGCUCAAGAGAGAUUGUGGCAAAUUGAUACUUUGAAGAGUACAAUCAAGGGAGAAUUAUCCAGCUUGUUUGGAUAUGGACUCAUCUUCUCUGACCAGUACUAUCUUACCAUGGGAUUAUAUGAAGCUGCUCAGAGAGAUUGGGCUAAUUUGGGUGAUGAUUUAAAACAAAGAUUGGAAGCCUAUGCUUACGGAUUGAAUACCUAUGCCAAAUUAUUGCCAGGUCUUCCUGUUGAAUUUCAACUUUUGAGUUACAAGCCAGGUGUUUUCACUGGUGUUGAUAUUUUGGCUCAUCACAAAUAUAUUAGUUUAACUCUUGCUGGUAAUAUUCACUCUGAAAUUGCUAGAUAUGGUCUCGAAUUGGUUGGUUUAUCAUAUGAUAGAAUCAAGACUAUUCUUCCAAAUUCUUAUCCAAAUGGAUUCCCAAUUAUUUCAUCACCAAAUGCUAAUAUUACUUAUCAACCAAGUUCAACCACAUCAUCCACAACUAGUAGAAGUAGUAGCAGUUCAACUAGAAAGAAAUCACUCUCUGCAUCCAUUUCUGUUUUGGCUGGACAAAUUAUCUCAGGUCUGGAAGAUUUGGUAGAUAUCUUUUCAUCUUCAUCCACUAUAAGACAGAGAUUUGCCCUCUCCAUGUUCGAUCCACAAAAUCACUUCUCCUCUCCAGAACAAAAGAAUGCCUUCCUUCAAGCUAGUAAUAAUUGGGUCAUUGGUGGUGCCUACACAUCAACUGGAAAACCAUUACAUGCCAAUGAUAUUCACCUUCAUUUCCAAGGUCCAAAUAUUUUCCUCUUGAUGCACCUCAAGAUUGAAAGCUCAACAAAACCAAUGCAAGUUAUUGGAGCUUCAAUUGCUGGAUUACCAUGUGUUAUUGUUGGCAGAAAUGGAAAUGGAAUUUCAUGGUCAAUUACCAAUGCUGGAGCAGAUACAAUGGAUACUUAUUUAAUUGAUGAAAAUGCAGAUGGUCUCACCUAUAACUAUGGUGGCGCCAAAAACAGUUAUACUAUCAAGACAGUUACACUUUCAGUUAAGGGAGGCUCCAAGGCCAUGUUUAAUGUUACAACUGCAGGAAGUUUUGGACCUCUGGUUGAUAAAUUGUACAAUAUUCCAAAUCUCCCAAAGCAAAAGCGUCUAGCCCUCAGAUAUUUGGAUGUUUUAUUGAAAACUGAUAAGAGCACUCAAACAUUCUUUGAUUUGCCUUAUACAACCAACUAUGAUCAAUUUAUUGAAGCUUUUAAAAAUCUCAAUGCUCCAGUUUUGAAUAUUCUCUAUGCCGACAAUAAUAAUAAUAUUGGAUAUAUUAUGGCUGGUAAACUUCCAAAAAGAGGUUCGACCACUACUGACAAUUUAGGAUUGAGACCUGUCAAGACCUAUGAUAGCACUGAAAAGUCUUACACAUGGGAAACUGAUGAUAGUGGAAAUUACAAGACCAAUGCUUUUGAUGAUUUACCAGAUAUUGCUCCAGAGGUAGCUACUUCACGCUUUAUAUUCUCUGCCAACAACAAGGCUGAAGCUAAUCCUGUCACUACCAUUACUAAUGACUAUAGCUUGUUGUAUGGAAGAAGUAUGAGAAUUCAAUCCUUGGUUUCCUCCCUCAUUGCCAGAAAGAAUAUCACACUCUCUGAUAUGGCAAAAGUUCAAAGUGAUAGUGUCAGUGUGCUCUACUUGAUGAAUAGAAAUAUUUUUGCUCGUAUGAAACCUUUCACAGAUACUUAUAAGGAAGGUGUCAGAAAUGAUUUGGCCAACAAUUGGGAUGGUGAUAUGAAGCCAGAUUCCAAGUAUGCAACCAUUUUCGAGUACUGGAUGACCUAUCUCACUAAUUUGGCUGCCAAUGAAACCAAACAAGAUAAUGACUUACCAUUCUCCAAAAAGAAGAGUUUCCCUCUUUCAUUGAGAUAUGCCCUCUCUGCUAUUCAAACAGAACUCUCCACUGGAGUUACCGAUCAAAAUUGUAAGUCAUUCUCCAGUGACAAGACAUGUCUCGGAUACGCCAAGGAUCAAUUGGAAGCUGUUCUUGUUGCUUUAAGAUCUAAAUUCUCAUUCGUUCCACUUUACAGUUCCUACAGAAUUCACCAAACUAAAUUUACUCAUCCAAUCUUUGGCGCCUAUGGUUUAACAGGAUGUUUGGGAACAAGAAUAUCGAGAAAGAGUGGUGGUACUGACACUAUCAAUGAAGGUGGUCCAUCUGAUGCCAACUUGUCAAACAAUUUCGGUCCAACCUAUCGUCAAAUUAUUGAUCAUGCCAAUCCAGAAAGCUCAGUAUUUAUAAUGCCAAUGGGUCAAUCAGGAAAUAUCUUUUCUGACACGUACGAUAAUUACUUACAAGCAUGGGAAGAUGGUAAAUACAUUCCAAUGAAAACUAAGGAUUAUAUUGUUAGGGAUGUUUUGAUAAUUGCCAAAUAAAUUGUUGAAUUUAUUAC